ACUACUUCAAUACAAUCUUCAAGACUCGUAUUGCUCCAAUUCCCAAGUUCCAACCAUGAACAACAACAUGUCUGGGCUCUGCGCCACACAACAAGAUGCUUCGGAGCAAUCUGAUAUGGAGAAGCUCAUCCAAAUGGGCGAUUUCGAGCGGGCGUUAGAGCUCUGCAACCAGAGUCUCCAGAUCCAUCCCGACCAUGCCUUGGCCAUCUACCUAAAAGACAGCGCUCUCAGAAGCUAUGACCAGGCAUGCCAGCUUCUGCAAAUAGCCGUCGAAUUCUGCACCGGCCAAGCACAUAUUGAAGAUGAACUGCGACAGUCCAAGGCCGCUUACGUACGCAGGGAGUACAACAUUUCGGAGUUCUUGCUCGGAGUACAGCCGCCUCCAGAGGUUGAGGAGUUCAUUGGGGAUGUCGAGAUCAACAAGAUCAACAAGAUUAGGGGUCGAGGGCUCUUCGCAACGAAAGACAUUAGCGUCGGUGAGCUUUUAUUAGUGAGCAACGCAGCUUUCAUUGUUAAUCGCGCGGUUAAGCCUCUCAAGAUUGAUCAGAGCCACAAAAUAAAGGGCUCUUUGCAGCAAGAUCUUGUACACGCCGUUUUGGAUGCUGCCAAGAAAUCACAGAAACUGAGCCAACAGCUUUUUGAACUGGACAACGGUUCUUUACAAGUUCGCUCUUCAUUGCCGGCCAUUGAUUUGUUUCAUACAAACUACCAAGAAAGAACAGAGGUGGUGCUAGAACUCAAGGAGCAGGGGAUCCGAGACAUUGUUUUCCGAAACUCUUUCGGCGGGGAAUACAAGAAAUUUGCAGAGGAGCGCCCAGAAGACGCAGAGCCGUUGGGUUUUAGCGGGUUGUGGCUGCUGCCGUCAUUUAUCAAUCACUCAUGCCUUCCCAACGCGACCAGACUUCAUGUAGGGAAAGCAAUGUUCUUGCAUGCGGCAAAACCAAUCAAGAAAAGACAAGAGAUCACCAUCUCUUACUUCGACGCUUUGCUUCCCCAAUCAAGAAGAGAGAAGAAUUGUGGGUUCUGGGGUUUUGAGUGCAAGUGCAGACGUUGUGGUCUGGAGAAGUCUCUGAGCACUGCUCUGGAGAGCUUGAAUGCACAGUUUGAGUCUUUGCACCAUGACGCGCUACAGGAAACCAAUGCCACAAUGUCUGCAGGACAAGCCUUUCCUACAGAGCUUCCCAAAUGUGCAGAAUUCGCCCAGGUCUUUGAAAAAAUGGAGCGAAUACUGGCAAAGUACCCUACAAUGAAGGACGAAGAAAAGAAUUGGGUUCGGGCGUCCUAUCUGACUGCAUAUUGGGCCGGAAUGCAAUUGGACAAGUUAUCUUCCGUGAAGCCCAUUCUGUCCAGGGAUGAAAUAUUGAAGGCCGUUGUAACAACCGUGCCAGGGGAGAUUCGAACCCUUGCCAUGGUGGACCAAAUGUUUGAAGAGCUAAAGCAACAGAUUGGCAUUGAAGGGUCGGCUGUAGAGAAUUUCUUAGCACAAGCUACAGAUGUAUAUGUGCGAGUGUUUGGGGGACACAGUGAACAAUUUAUUCGGGCACUCAUUUCACGCCGUGUGCAAAGUGUACAAUCUUGUAGUGAUGUUGGUAGCUGCUAGAUUCUUGGUUUUUUUGAAGUGUUUUUGGUAGCUGCUAGAUUCUUGGAUUUCCCCAUGAAAUUAGAAUUUUAUGAUUACAAAUCUAUCUUUCCCUUAUAGUUUUUGAAUGGAGCAGGCCUUUCAUGGCACGACUUGUUGAGGUCUUAUGAGCAUUUCAGGGUUCAAAAAUACUAAACAUGAAAAUGUUUUGUUUCUGGGUCUAUACCAGCAAUCUCAUUCAUUGUUUGGUUUCAGGAGUGAUAUCUUCCAAUCUAUUUGAUCUUGGUUUGUUUGUCCUUCAUUUUGCACAGAUAAAGAAUAGCUACCAUAAUUUGUUUGA
Messenger RNA from Cryptomeria japonica (Japanese cedar), 1919 nucleotides. RefSeq names its product methyltransferase FGSG_00040-like. The record is from RefSeq and is a predicted model, not a curated record. NCBI's taxonomy places the organism in Eukaryota, Viridiplantae, Streptophyta, Pinopsida, Cupressales, Cupressaceae. Gene Ontology annotation, molecular function: protein binding. Bases 56 to 1600 code for a protein of 514 amino acids. The transcript has a single exon.